AUGAACCAAAUCCUAUCGGUCGUGAUCUCUAUCCUCUUAAUGUUUCCGACACCAGAAGCCAUGGAUUGCUUUUCAGCAUCACGUUGUUGCAGAGAGAGCGAAUUCGAACAUUUGAAAGAACAUGCCCAGAAGACAACCAGGCACAUCCGGUCAUUGGCUUCUUUCAAUGAAUGCCAGGCCUCUUCCGAAGGAUCACAAAGGGAACGCUCCAUUUCCCCAUGGCACUAUGUAAAAGACGAGGAAUCUGGCCGCUACCCACAAACCAUCUGGAAUGCUCGAUGCAACUGCCGUUCAACUUGUGUCUCCUGGAAGUCCUGUGUGAAACAAGGCAGCAAAAAUAUCUACACCAGGCAGGUCCACCAUGGAAACUCCAUCGAAGUUCCACACGACAUCCUCGUCUUUUACCGGAGACCUUGUCCUGGGGAUAAUACGAAAACACUCUUCUACCUGCAGACAGCUGUGUACAGGAUGAAUGUGUCUUGCACAUGCGUGGUACCAAAGAGCAGCAUAUGUGUGUCAUUAGAAACGGCACCACCACUCAGGCUUCCCAUACACAAGCGAGGUGUGUAA
This is a messenger RNA of Anolis sagrei ordinatus, 570 nucleotides long. It is a transcript of the gene IL25, whose product is annotated as interleukin 25. Gene Ontology annotation, cellular component: extracellular region. NCBI's taxonomy places the organism in Eukaryota, Metazoa, Chordata, Lepidosauria, Squamata, Anolidae. Gene Ontology annotation, molecular function: cytokine activity. The record is from RefSeq and is a predicted model, not a curated record.